CAGCCUAGAUUUAGACAUCACUUAUUCGUUUUAAUAUUAGAAUAAAUUUUAUGUUAAUGACCUCUCGGUGUAAAUUUUAGUGGAUAAAUCGUUUUUAAACAUGUUUGACUGUAAUACGUUUAAUAGUUUUGACUGCGGCCCAUAUUACAAUGAAUGCCCUCCGACAAGUGCUUCACUUAUUACAGAGUUUCCGAAACAAACUGGGCCCUUUGUUGAGAAGAAGUUCUCAAAUUGUAUUCCCCCUACUUUUUUGCUUAAUAGAAAUGCCCCUAAAUCUAAGGUUAAAACGCGUAGCUGCAGUUGCUCUGCUAAAACUCCAAAAGUUUCGUUUAAUUGUAAAUGUAAAGACAAAGGAAUUUCAGACUGUAGGAAGAUUGAUAAGGAAUCCGGAAAAAGAGUUUGUAGCAAAUCCUGUGAUGCUAAGAGCGACAAUGUCUCUGAAGCCGAUGAUCAUCGAGUUCAAGAGAAGUCGAGCAGCGGAAAACGAGUUUAUUGGAAGACUGGGAAUGGUGAUGAACCUCAAGAGAAAUCUAGCAAGAAUAAAAGAGCUUAUAGGAAGACUGGGUACGGUAAGGAGCUUCAAGGCAAGUCUAGCAAUGAUAAUCAAGUCCAAGCGAAAUCGAGCAGUGGAACAAUACUUCCCGAAUCGAAUUCAAAUAACACUCUAGGAGUCUCAGGGGAUCCCCAGGCGCCUGAGGGUGUAUGGUCUGGCCCAGAUCCUGUAAUACCUGUGUACGAAUAUCGGGACGAAUUAAAUCCAAUGAACCAAGUAUUGGUCACAAAUGAGAUGCCCGUUUUGAAUGAAAUGCCUAGACCUCUCAACGAAAUGCCUGCUGCAGGGCUGCCCACUCGAAAGAAUCCUCAGUUUGAUCCAUGCACAGGCCAGGAACGCCAAGCUCCGUCCCAACAGCAGGCAGCAUACGCAGCGCCCUUUGACUAUAUGUAUCCAAAUUAUUGUCCAAUUCCGUCUAGUCCCUUGCCAUGUUGUCCCUGUCCAGCAGCUAUGAAUAUGUAUGCUCCAAUGCCAGGUUUUCAACAACCUGCCAACAUCAACGAGCCAGCGGAGAAUGCUGUUGAAUCAACGAAUUCAACUUCUGGAAGCACCUCAAGGGAGGGUGUAGAGAAAUCAACAGAUAAGCGCAACGCAUCAAAUCAAGAAUCUUCGACCCAGGAGAAGGAAAAGACAAAGAAUUCAAAGCGGGAGAAUAAUCGCGCAAUGAAAAUUGUUAAAUGUAAUGAAGUCAGUAAGGAUCUCAUCGAGCAGAUUUGCAAUUCGCUGCAGAUUUCGCGUCCACCGGUCGAUUGCUAUAUCGUGUUACCCAUUCCCAUGGCGGCCAGAAGCAAGACCAAGGCAAGCUCAAGUGAAUCCAAGAAAAGCUUUGACUACGACUCAACCAGCGCUGCUGAGAGUAAUGUCGCUCCUCCACCUGAAAGGAAAUCUGCGAACGCAGCUCCUCCUGCAAAGAUAAAAUGCAAGACACCAACACGUAAUUGUGGCUGCAAUACAACGAUCACUGGAAAAUUCGAUGAGAGCUCUGACAACUCGGAGGGUACGCCGGCUAGCAAGGACAAGGACAAAGGCAAGGACGACAACAACGGUGCUUGCUGCAGCACUGGCGGCUGCUAUUAUCGCCCACGCUACAAGUAUUGCUACAAUCCCUGCACAGGUUGCUUCUAUUGGCGCAAGCAAUGCUGUUGCUGCAAUGGCUGCUGUAGCAAUGGAGCCAGCGGAGGUGGCUCCUGUCCCAUCCAAAAACCAGCUGGCAAACCGGAUGCGAAGUCCGCAAAUUCUACACCUUCGUCAAGCAAGAAGAAAUCCGAUACCUCAAAGGAUUCAUCCAGAAUUUCGACACAGUCAAAGCGUUCCACAGCUGGAGCUCUGUCGGCAUUCCAGGCGGGCUCGCAGGAUAUGUACAAUCAAUGGAUGGGAUUCCAACAGCAACCCACAUCAAUGACACGGCCUCCAUUCUGCUACCGUUCUCCACGAUUUUUUCCGUCACAAUUCCAGAUGAACAGCCGAAGAUUCGUCUCGCAGUCCCAACUGAAUGGACAACAUCAAUCACCGGACAUUGAUUGGACGCCACAAUAGGGAUGAGCAACCAAACAAAAAAAAAGAUAAUCUCUCAUUGAAAUCGAACUUACAAAUUGGUUAGUGCAUUUGUUUGAAAAGUUGCAGCUAAAAAACUAGCGAUAGUUUCGAUAUCCCGUGCGCCAAUUAUCGCUACUAUCGAUAGUAGAAUUAACUCGAAUCAAAUCUUUUCAUUGUCUAUCCAAUCUAUCGAAAUUGUAAAUGAAAUACGAUCGUUCAUAACUAUA
Messenger RNA from Drosophila sulfurigaster albostrigata, 2316 nucleotides. RefSeq lists its product as uncharacterized. The coding region runs from base 101 to 2089 and encodes 662 amino acids. NCBI's taxonomy places the organism in Eukaryota, Metazoa, Arthropoda, Insecta, Diptera, Drosophilidae. The record is from RefSeq and is a predicted model, not a curated record. The transcript has 6 exons.